Molecule: messenger RNA, 1852 nt
Organism: Elgaria multicarinata webbii
Lineage: Eukaryota; Metazoa; Chordata; Lepidosauria; Squamata; Anguidae
Gene: OMG
Product: oligodendrocyte myelin glycoprotein
Exons: 2
Coding region: 108-1439 (443 amino acids)
Biological process (GO): neuron projection regeneration
Molecular function (GO): protein binding
Source: RefSeq, a predicted model, not a curated record
GACGAGCCUCUUUCUGCCAGACACCAAGACAGAAGGAUGAAGAGAUCCUUUGUAAAUAACCGUGCUUUUGCACCAACGAGGGCGAUGCCACAGCGCUGUAGGCUACCAUGGAGAACCGGGGGUUGAAGGCGUUGCCCUGCGUUUCCCUGGCUCUUCUCGUCUUCAUACCAGCUGUCCGGGGUCUUUGCCCUGCUGUGUGUUCGUGCUCAGGAAACGACAGAAACGUGGACUGUUCCGGCAGAAACCUGACCACGCUGCCAUACGGACUUCAGGACAACGUUACCUAUUUAAACCUGUCGUAUAACCACUUUGUUGACCUCGACCACCAGCUCACACGGUUUGCCAAUUUGAGGACCCUGGACCUUGGCCACAAUUGGCUCCAGAACCUCCCUUCCCAUCUGCCCAGGUCGCUGUGGGAAAUCUAUGCUGCACACAACAACAUCAAGGUCCUUCAAAAGCUCGACACGGCUUACCAGUGGAAUCUAAAAGUCCUCGACGUCUCCAGGAAUAUGGUGGAAAGGGCUGUUCUUAUCAACAACACCAUGAGCAGCCUCAAGUCCCUCAACCUCAGUAGUAACAAGCUGUGGACCGUCCCCACCAACAUUCCUUCCAACAUGGAGACGGUGGAUCUAUCCAACAACUUCUUGACACAAAUACUACCAGGCACGCUGGUGAGGCUCGGCCACCUUUCCAAACUUUACUUGCACAACAACAAGUUCACCUAUAUUCCCGACAAAGCUUUCGACCAGCUCGCUCAACUCCAGCUAAUAACACUGUACAACAACCCCUGGUCGUGCGGGGAUAACAAGCCAGCCCUCUCCUACUUGCAGAAAUGGAUGGCAGAAACCAGCGCUGCCGUCCUAGGGCCGCCAUGCUCAGAUGUGGCCACCACACCCUGGAAGACCGCCACGCCGUACUCAGCUGCUCCCACGGUUACAGAGAACCAUCUCCUUGUGAAAGCCAUGAAGGCAGCGGGCUCUCCGACGGCAAUUGAACAAACCAAACUCGUGCAGCAACAGUUUAGAAUGAAGGAUGUCAGUCUCGGCGGGACCGUUGGCCAAACGCUCACGUUCACAAGUACGGACAGGCCCCUGGUCUUCUACCCGGAAGAUCUGAGCACGGAGAAGCUGAGUUCUUACGAGGCAGCGGCCGCCCCACACACAAUCUACAUUCAAGAUACCACCUCUGUGAAUUCAAGCACAAUGGGUCUGGCAGGAUCGCCCACUACUCCUAUGACCUUGAGCAUCACCAGCGGGGUGCCGCCAAACUAUUCAAAGAGGCCUCAAAGCACAACAGCAACUGCAAAGAGAGAGGAAUCUACCACGAAAAUUAACCCCCGUGCACCCUCCCGAGCAAAUGUUUGCAAGGGCUAUUUGUUCGUCAUUGUAAUGCUUGCCACGCUGGCCCUGGCAAGUGGCUUUGGAUUUGUGCUUAAGUGAAUAAAUUGCUUCAUUAUUCCAUAUUAAUGAAACAUUUGGGGGGGGGAAGAAACGCUCGUGUUCCACAACGAUUCAGCUGCAAGAAGAAAUGCCCAUUUAAAUUCUGAAAUAUGACCGUAAAGAACGCAACUCCUCCUAAACGAAAUGACUGCACAAAAUUAUGUCUUGAUAACCAAGCUGCUACUUACUCUAUGUCUUACCGAGUUAAGGAAAAAAGAAGCCUAAUUCUGUCAAAUAGUAUAAUUGUUUUUACAAAACGUGCUUAUUUUGUAUUUACAUUUUUAAUUUUCUUCACACAAAAAUAUGAAAAAAAAAUGUCAGUAUUUUAUGUAUUGAUUAUGAAUAGUUUUGUCAUUAAACAUCUGGAAAGAAAAAUAUGAAAGGGCUGUACCAUAUAUAUAUAUAUAUAUAUA